This is a messenger RNA of Prunus armeniaca (apricot), 447 nucleotides long. Lineage: Eukaryota; Viridiplantae; Streptophyta; Magnoliopsida; Rosales; Rosaceae. The record is from the annotation of a GenBank genome assembly.
AUGGGUGUGGUCACAGCCUUCGGCAUGGCUGGCGAGGGAGAGCCUUCAUACGAACAGUUCUCCCAUCUGUACAGCGUUACAAAGUCGAAGUCUGCUGACCAUGGGGGUUGGGUUCAGGCUAACUGCCUGAAGGCUACCGAGCGCGGCCAUUUUGUCAGUGCCGUGCCAACCUUCCAGAAGACGUGGAGGAAACGGCGGGUGCUUCUGUCGGGUGAUUGGGAGUCGCCCUCGGGACAUCCCGUCCGUUUCCACAUUCCCACUACCUUCCAAAUUGCCGGCAAAUUGAAGCAGCCGAGCGCUACACAAGCAAAGAUCCGGCAGAUCGAGAGGGUGAGGCUGAAGGUCCCUGCCGUGGAGAGAAUCUACCGGAAGUUCCUCUUCACCCCCAAUCUCAUCAAGGCUCAACUUUUCAACCCUGCCGAGAAUAAGUGUACUAGUCCAUUUUGA